This is a messenger RNA of Rhizoctonia solani, 2856 nucleotides long. RefSeq names its product Gly-Xaa carboxypeptidase. The transcript has 15 exons. NCBI's taxonomy places the organism in Eukaryota, Fungi, Basidiomycota, Agaricomycetes, Cantharellales, Ceratobasidiaceae. The record is from RefSeq and is a predicted model, not a curated record. Gene Ontology annotation, biological process: proteolysis; glutathione catabolic process. Gene Ontology annotation, molecular function: peptidase activity; protein binding. The coding region runs from base 1 to 2856 and encodes 951 amino acids.
AUGGUUCCUCAUCUUACGCCUCCUCCAACGCCUCCAACGCGAACCAUUCACUACGCGUGCCCUCACCUUCCUAAUGCGUGUUUAGCUAGCCUUUCACGCACACCGCCUCCUGAAGCCGCAGCCGCAAGACUCGUUCAUACACUGCGCCAGGAGGAAUCGAGUGUUCUGAGCUUGACCGCCGAUGAGCGAUUUAUCUACAGCGGAAGCCAGGGGAUGGAUAUCUACGUGUGGGACAGGCACACAUUUUCGCACACGGCGUCGCUCCAGGGCCAUACAGACUCGGUUUUGGCACUUAUCCACUCUCCAGAGCGACAAUGGCUAUUCUCGUCAUCCGGAGAUUCGACAGUGCGGACAUGGUGCACGCAAACCCUCUCUCCAUUAUACACGAUUGUCCCACACGGUGAAUCAGGUGACAUCUUCUCCUUGUCAUACGUUCAUACUCCGACCCAACAACGCCUCAUCUUCGGUUGCCAAAACACCUCCCUCCAAUGGGUCGACUUGUCACCAUCUACUCUCCAACCACCCUCUUGUCAGGUUGGAGUCGGUGACGUCUCACCAGCAGGAAGUAUUUACGGGAGCUUCAGUUCCAAUGCAGGACUAGACAACGGCACACCAAGCCAGAACACUCCCGGCGCCCAGACGCCAAUUUCGAGCUCCACUCCUCCAAAGCAUAAAUUCUUUGACAGCUUUCCUCAGCCUGCCGGAAGGCCCACGGCCCCUCAGAGGCCAAGCACUGCCGUAUUGACCACGGCAUCCAACUUGUCAUUGCAGCGGCCUUCAACCCCGAUUGCGACUCCCAAAAUCAAUAAACCCACAAAUUGCGAUGGUGUAAACGGGGCCAAGGUGACAGAAAAGGACGAGGAUGGGCCUCGCAUUAUUACCGUCCCGCCAGAACAUGUCGUCAACUCUGCCCAUUAUGGAUAUAUUUACUGUAUGGCGCUGGUUAGGGAUGCAAACGGCGACCAACUGUGGGAGUUACCGCCUGACAACAAUCCAGUCCUACAACACACAUUUUCUCGUGAAGUUCCGAUGGCUUUGGAUCCAACAGCACCAUCAGCCGAAGAGACCGACGAGGACGUAGGCGGCGCGGUUCUGGCCUUGGCCGUACGCGACGGCACUAUUUUCGCCGGUGGACAAGCCGGGCGAGUUGCUGUAUGGGACGUGGAAACUGUUACCCUUGUUAGAGUUCUCGUCGCGGCCGAGGGCGUGGAUGUGCUCUCGCUCUCGGUUCUGGGACAGGAUUUGUAUGCGUGCACAGCGGAUGGGUAUGUCCAUCGCUGGUCUUCCACUUUCCAGCAUACUGCAGUGUAUCAUGCCCACUCUGGUAUAAUACUAUCAAGUAUUGCCAUCGCUUCUAGCGGCGUACUCAUCACUGGCGCUGGGGAUAGCAGCGUCAAGAUAUGGGAGGUUGGAGGUGCAAGGGGACGUAGACGCGGCACUUCGAAAGACGAAUGGCCUAGUGAACCUAUCGAUGACAUCCACGAAGAGGAUGUACUGGGGCUGGUAUAUGAAGAAGAAUUGCAGGCAGAGGGCGCUGAUGACCCUUCAAACGCAUUGAUCUACGCCCUGUCCAAGUUUGUCGCGAUCCCCUCUGUGAGCAGUGCUCGGGAAGAUUGCAAACAGGCGGCGGUGUGGCUGAAAAAGUGUUUCAGUCAACUGGGGGCCGAUUCAUACUUGGUUUCGAGUGCUGAGAAUGUCAAUUCGUUAGUAGUAGCCACUUUCCGAGGUCGUCCACCCGCUCCGGGCGCCCCGCGCAGACCUAGAAUUCUAUUCUACGGCCACUACGAUGUCAUCUCUGCUCCCCCACUUGGCUGGGUAUCCGACCCGUUCAAACUAUCUGGACACAACGGCGCGCUGUACGGGCGUGGUGUUUCGGACGACAAAGGGCCGACGCUAGCUGUAGCAUUUGCAGUUUCAAGUCUUUUGUCGAGGCGAAUGUUGGAUGUGGACGUCGUGAUGUUGGUCGAGGGCGAAGAAGAGGCGGGAAGCGCUGGGUUUAAAGGGUUAUUCGAAAGCGUCAAGGAUCGCGUCGGGGAAAUUGAUUGUAUUCUUGUCAGCAACUCUUUCUGGAUCGACGACGUUACACCCUGUGUUACUUAUGGUCUUCGAGGAGUCGUCCAUUCGUCGAUAGAAAUCUCAAGUGAGCGCCCUGAUGUGCAUUCUGGUGUUGAAGGUGGAGCAAUAGUAGAGCCAAUGAUUGAUAUGGUCAAAGUGCUGGCUACCCUCGCGAGUGGAUCUAAAGUUCUUAUUCCCUCGUUCUACGAUAAAAUCCGCCCUCAGCCCGAGGAGGAACGUCUUCUCUACGAGAAGAUUGCAGAAGUUACCAAGACCACCCCUGCCUCCAUCGCAUCCAGAUGGAGUGAACCGUCGCUGAGUAUACAUAGCCUGAAUGUCUCGGGCCCCGGAAAUGCUACCGUUAUUCCCUCUAGCGUCAAGGCUAAAGUCUCCAUCCGAAUCGUCCCAGAUCAGGACACUGACGAAAUCGCGACUUCUUUGGUCAAUCAUGUGAACAACGCAUUUGAAGAGCUCCAGUCGCCUAAUGUUUUGAAGGUUCAAAUUGACCGCACCGCAGACUGGUGGCUCGGAGAACUCGACGACGACUAUUUCCGUGCGCUAGAGGAUGCAGUACGAAACGAAUGGCAGGUCGAACCACUAAGGAUUAGAGAGGGUGGUUCUAUUCCAUCCGUUCCUUUCCUUGAGAAAGCCUUGGGCUGUCAUGCACUGCACCUUCCAAUGGGCCAGAGCUCUGACCAAGCUCAUUUACAAAAUGAGCGUAUUUCGGUUAACAAUCUGCGCAAGGGGCAAGCGGUUGUCGAACGUUUCUUGGCUUCUCUUGGAAAGCGCGAGCUGAGCUAA